AUGAUCCAAGAACAGCCGGUUGUAUUCUCUCUCCGGCGUAACUCAUUCAGACGCAGAUCCUCAAAUGUGGACGACAGAGGCUGGACUCCGCUCCACAUCAAAGCCAGGAAAGGCGAUCUGAAAUCCGUCAAACAGCUUCUCGACCAAGGCUCUGACGUGAACGCUCUAGCAUGGGGACCCAAAUCAAAAGGAGUUAGCCCGCUUCACCUUGCGGCUGAGGGAGGUCACAUAGAGGUCAUGGACUUGCUCCUCGAGCGUGGGGCCAACAUCGAUGCCAGAACCUGGGGCUCCUGCGGGUGGACACCUCUCCAUGCUGCGGCCAAAGAGCGGAAGAGAGAAGCGGUGAAGUUUCUGGUGGAGAAUGGUGCGUUCUUGCCGGAUGAGAUUACUGAUACCAGGUUUAAUCCUCCGGUGCAUUACUGUCACGGACUGGAAUGGGCGUACGAGGAGUUGAAGAAGCUUAACAGCGAGUCUUCUUCAUCUGGUGGAGACACAUCUUGCAGUUCUGAGGACUGA
Molecule: messenger RNA, 516 nt
Organism: Microthlaspi erraticum
Lineage: Eukaryota; Viridiplantae; Streptophyta; Magnoliopsida; Brassicales; Brassicaceae
Source: the annotation of a GenBank genome assembly